AUGGACUGGGGUUUUUUCGAUAAGAAUGCUAAUGAAAAUAAAUAUCUACGUGAACAAAUCGUCUAUCCAUCGAAAAUCUACUAUUAUGCUGCCAUUAUUAAAGAUUUCAUUUUGCGAUACAUUUGGGUCAUUAAUGUAUUUAUUUAUUUUCGCACACCAUCUGCCGAAUAUGCCGAUAUCAUCGGAUUUGCUUUUGGUAUAGUUGAAGUAAUUCGACGAUUUAUUUGGAAUUUUUUCCGUUUGGAAAAUGAACAUUUAAAUAAUUGCGGCGAAUUUCGUGCUAUUCGUGAUAUUUCAAUACGUGCUACACCAACUGAUAACAAUUAUUUGCCACUGGAAGAGAUGAAUUUUCAAUUUAUUCGUUCAAAAAACGGUUGA
Messenger RNA from Didymodactylos carnosus, 378 nucleotides. The record is from the annotation of a GenBank genome assembly. NCBI's taxonomy places the organism in Eukaryota, Metazoa, Rotifera, Eurotatoria, Philodinida, Philodinidae.